CGGGCCCGCAGGCCAGCGUCAAAAGCAACAAAUGCCACGUUAGAUCCCCGGUCAUUUCUUCUCAGGAAUCCCAGUGAUAAAUAUGAACCAUUUUGGGAGGAUGAGGAGAAAAAUGAAAGUGGGUUAACUGAAUACAGAUUAGUCUCCAUCAAUAAAAGCAGUCCUCUUCAAAAACCACUUCCUGCGUUCAUCUCAGAAGAUGCCUCCGGAUAUCUGACCAGCUCCUGGCUGACACUCUUUGUCCCAUCUGUGUACACCGGGGUGUUUGUAGUCAGCCUCCCGCUAAACAUCAUGGCCAUCGUUGUGUUCAUCCUGAAAAUGAAGGUCAAGAAGCCGGCGGUGGUGUACAUGCUGCACCUGGCCACGGCAGAUGUGCUCUUUGUGUCUGUGCUCCCCUUUAAGAUUAGCUAUUACUUAUCCGGCAGUGAUUGGCAGUUUGGGUCUGAAUUGUGUCGCUUUGUCACUGCAGCAUUUUACUGUAACAUGUACGCCUCUAUCUUGCUCAUGACAGUCAUAAGCAUUGACCGGUUUCUGGCUGUGGUGUAUCCCAUGCAGUCCCUCUCCUGGCGUACUCUGGGAAGGGCUUCCUUCACUUGUCUGGCCAUUUGGGCUUUGGCCAUUGCAGGGGUAGUGCCGCUGCUCCUCAAGGAGCAAACCAUCCAGGUGCCCGGGCUCAACAUCACCACCUGUCAUGAUGUGCUCAAUGAAACCUUGCUCGAAGGCUACUAUGCCUACUACUUCUCAGCCUUCUCUGCUGUCUUCUUUUUUGUGCCGCUGAUCAUUUCCACGGUCUGUUAUGUGUCUAUCAUUCGAUGUCUUAGCUCUUCCACCGUUGCCAACCGCAGCAAGAAGUCCCGGGCUUUGUUCCUGUCAGCUGCUGUUUUCUGCAUCUUCAUCAUUUGCUUCGGACCCACAAACAUCCUCCUGAUUGCGCAUUACUCAUUCCUUUCUCACACUUCCACCACAGAGGCUGCCUACUUUGCCUACCUCCUCUGUGUCUGUGUCAGCAGCAUAAGCUGCUGCAUCGACCCCCUCAUUUACUAUUAUGCUUCCUCUGAGUGCCAGAGGUACGUCUACAGUAUCUUAUGCUGCAAAGAAAGUUCUGAUCCCAGCAGUUAUAACAGCAGUGGGCAGUUGAUGGCAAGUAAAAUGGAUACCUGCUCUAGUAACCUGAAUAACAGCAUAUACAAAAAGCUGUUAACUUAGGAAAAGGGACUGCUGGGAGGUUAAAAAGAAAAGUUUAUGAAAGUGAAUAACUUGAGGAUUCUAUUAGUCCCCACCCAAACUGUAUUGACUUCACCUCCUAAAACAACAGAUGUACAACUUGCAUGCCUGCUUUUUAUGGGAGCCAUCAUGCAUGUAUUUUUGUCAGUUACCAGAAAGAUAACAGGACGAGAUGACUGUGUUAUUCCAAGGGAAUAUUGCCAAUGCUACAGUAAUAACUGAAUGUCACUUUUGGAUAUAGCUAGGUGACAUAUGCAUAUUUAUAUGUGUGUAUAUGUAGAUGUAUGCACACACGUAUAUUAUUUGCAGUGCAGCAUAGAAUAGGCACUUUAAAACACUCUUUUCCCCCCGACUCCAGCAAUUAUGGAAAUAAUCUCUGAUUCCCUGAUUUAAUAUGCAAAGUCUAGGUUGGUAGAGUUUAACCCUGAACAUUUGAUGGUGUUCAUCAACAGUGAGAGACUCCAUAGUUUGGGCUUGUACCACUUUUGCAAAUAAGUGUAUUUUGAAGUUGUUUGACAGCAAGGUUUAAGUUAUUAAGGGAUAAGACUUACUACUAUCUGUGUGUAGAAGUUCUAGUGUUUUCAGUUUUAAACAUAUCCAAGUUUGAAUUCCUAAAAUUAUGGAAACAGAUGAAAAGCCCCUAUUUUGAUAUGGGUAGUAUUUUUUACAUUUUACACACUGUAUACAGAAGCCAAAACUGAGCAUAAGUCCUCUAGUGAAUGUAGGCUGGCUUUCAGAGUAGCCUAUUCCUGAGAGCUGCAUGCGUCCGCCCCUGAUGGAGGACUCCAAGCAGCAGACACAUGCCAAGGCCAUGUUAGACACAGAUUGGCCAGAGACCUUCCUGCUGAACCUCACAGAAAGCAAUGAGACUGGGGCCACCGCAUUUGCUCCAUCCUCCUAGGAUUGGCUGCGAACUGAUCAUGUUUAUGAGAAACUGGCAAAGCAGAAUGUGAUAUCCUAGGAGGUAAUGACCAUGAAAGACUUCUCUACCCAUCUUAAAAACAACGAAAGAAGGCAUGGACUUCUGGAUGCCCAUCUGCUGGGUGUAAACACAUCCAGUAGUUGUUCUGAAAGGUUAGUUCGGAUUUGGAAGCACCCAUUAUGCACUGUGGGCACUCCAAUAGGUGCUGGGCACACCGAGUGGAAUAGGACCGAGACCUGCCCUCAAGAGCAAAGUAGAUGACGCAUAGGGUGUGACAUAUGCGUAAUAAAUAUGUUUCACACAAA
Mandrillus leucophaeus (drill) is the source of this 2451-nucleotide messenger RNA. RefSeq names its product coagulation factor II (thrombin) receptor (gene F2R). Gene Ontology annotation, molecular function: thrombin-activated receptor activity. The annotation marks the transcript as partial. The transcript is spliced from 2 exons. The record is from RefSeq and is a predicted model, not a curated record. Lineage: Eukaryota; Metazoa; Chordata; Mammalia; Primates; Cercopithecidae. Gene Ontology annotation, cellular component: membrane. Gene Ontology annotation, biological process: blood coagulation; positive regulation of Rho protein signal transduction; thrombin-activated receptor signaling pathway.